Andrographis paniculata is the source of this 1190-nucleotide messenger RNA. RefSeq names its product glutathione S-transferase zeta class-like. The transcript is spliced from 10 exons. Gene Ontology annotation, molecular function: maleylacetoacetate isomerase activity; glutathione transferase activity. NCBI's taxonomy places the organism in Eukaryota, Viridiplantae, Streptophyta, Magnoliopsida, Lamiales, Acanthaceae. Gene Ontology annotation, biological process: glutathione metabolic process; L-phenylalanine catabolic process. The record is from RefSeq and is a predicted model, not a curated record. Gene Ontology annotation, cellular component: cytoplasm. Bases 221 to 898 code for a protein of 225 amino acids.
UUGUGUGCCGUGCCGGACUAAGGUUUAACGAUAUCACUCGGAUUUUUCUGCCGAAAGCAUCUCAAUCUCAAUCUCACGCAGGUUAGGUUGUAGCUGUGCGAUACUCCCAAGCGACGGAACGUUGACUGGCAGACUGCCCUUCUCAUCUCAUAACAACCUCAUCCUCAUCUUCUACCAAUCAGUGCAAUUUUUUCGUAUCUGAAGUUGCUUUGAUCAUAUCAUGGCAAGUGGCGGCAGCGAGGAGUCGAGGAAGCUGAAGCUCUAUUCUUACUGGAGAAGCUCUUGCUCUUGCCGCGUACGGAUUGCUCUCAGUCUGAAAGAUCUGGAUUAUGAAUACAUUCCGGUUAACUUGUUGAAGGGAGAGCAGAAAUCCCCAGAAUUUCUGAAGCUUAAUCCGGUUGGAGUAGUACCCGUGCUUGUGGACGGCGACUUUGUUGUUGCUGACUCUUUGGCAAUUUUGUUGUAUUUGGAAGAGAAGUAUCCUCAAAGGUCACUGUUGCCUAAGGAUCUUCAGAAGAAGGCUCUGAACUACCAGGCAGCAAGUAUUGUUGCUUCAAGUAUACAGACGUAUCAGAAUUUGCCCAUCAUUGUAUAUGUCAAAGAAAAGCUCGGCCAGGACGAGAUGCUUUCUUGGAUUCAGAAUCAUAUUAAAAAUGGAUUCCUUGCACUGGAGAAGCUACUGCAAAGCCAUGCCGGAACAUAUGCUACAGGAGAUGAAGUUUUCCUGGCUGAUUUGUUCUUGGCACCUCAAAUCGAUGCUGCAGUGAAAAGAUUUAAUCUUGACAUGAAUGAGUAUCCUGUGCUGGGGAAGCUCCAUGAAUCAUACAAGGUGCAUCCUGGUUUCCAGUCUGCCAUGCCUGAAAAUCAGCCAGACACACCACCCACUGCCACCCACUAACUCCACUAGGCGACCAAUAUAUUAAUUUGUCCCUUAUGGGAGGACUCAUCAUAAUAUAAUAUAUUAUAAUAAAAAGAGUAUUAUUGCUCUUUAUAGUACGACAUGAGGCCUUGGGGGUUGGGGGGAUUAAACCAUGACCUUAAAGUAACAAGUUCAACCUCUACGCUACGAGGUCAUCUCGUACUAUAAAACUAUAACAUUUGAAUAGAUUGUAUAUGACAAUAGUCACGUACUAUAAUUGAAACCGAAAUAUGAGUUAUAUAAAAUAAUAUAUUGGUGUUUAUUUGUGGAA